Messenger RNA from Acipenser ruthenus (sterlet), 5254 nucleotides. RefSeq names its product leucine zipper putative tumor suppressor 2 homolog. Lineage: Eukaryota; Metazoa; Chordata; Actinopteri; Acipenseriformes; Acipenseridae. The coding region runs from base 414 to 2459 and encodes 681 amino acids. Gene Ontology annotation, biological process: cell division; negative regulation of canonical Wnt signaling pathway. The transcript has 5 exons. The record is from RefSeq and is a predicted model, not a curated record.
UGGAACCUCCCCCUCCUCGCUUUCUCAGCCUUUUCUAACCCCGCUCCCAUCUGAGAGAGUGAGAUCGAGCUCGCUUUAACGAGGAGAGGCUGGCGUGUUGCGCAAUCACACAGGGAGCGGGAUGUUUACUAACCUUGAAUUAGUUCCAGUGCAAGGGGAAGUGUUUGAUGUGAAGUCUCCCAAUGUUGUAUAAAGCCUCUUCACUCCUGUGCAUCGCCGGACGAGAAUGUGUAUUUGACAUGUGGAGGAAAGAGGUGAAGAAAACGCGUAGUGUUGCCUUGGUUUUAUUUAGCUUCAUACUUUUCAAAGCAACCUUCUGACUUGUGUUCCUUGUUGCAAAACUGGUCCCUGCAGAGCUGUCCGCGGAACCGCAGCUUGUAUAGAUGGGUGUGUGGGUACAGUGAGCCGCCACCAUGGCCCUGGUGCAGACUCUGCCCGUACCUAUUGAUCACCAGAACGCCGGCAUCGAUAUCCAGCACCGGGCUGUUCCCAGAUCCCCCUCCAGCCGCAGUGCAAUGGGUUCGGUCAGCAGCCUGAUCUCGGGGCGCACCUAUCAGGAGCAUCCAUGCAGGACCACCGAGUUCCCCUCCAAGAGCCGCAAGCCAGCGUCGGGACCCAACGUCUUCCGCCAGCAAGAUGGGCAGCUCAGGAACGGCUGCUGUAAGGACCCCCUGGUCAGCGGUGUGCCAGCCAGGAAGGCAGCCCCUGUUCCCGCGAGCAACAGUAAUUAUGCUUACCUGAACGAGGAGUUUGUUGGGGACUGGAAUGACAAUAACAUGACUCCCAGCAGCCCUUGUAGCGAGCCUGAGGAACUCCAGGAAGCAAAAGCAGCAAACGGGAAUAUCGGGGGACCCCCACCAAAACUGAUUCCUGUUUCCGGAAGACUGGAAAAGAACAUUGAGAAGAUGUUAAUCCGACCCACAGCCUUUAAACCUGUGGUGCCCAAGAACCGAAACUCUGUGCAGUACCUGUCUCCACGGCCAGGGGGCAGUGCAGGGAGUGGCAGCAACCUGUCAGAGAGCCAGGGCAGCCUGAACCUGCUCCUCCCGGCAGACAAGCGCUGCUCCUACAGUGGGGGGCGCAACGGCAGCAGCCAGUCCUGUACCAUGUCAGACUCUGGCAGGAACUCUCUGUCCAGCCUGCCCACCUGCAGCACCGGGUACAGCCUGUCCCAGACUGAGGCCCCCAGCGCACACCUGGACCCCUCCCGGGCAGCCCUCAGGCAUGGCCACUCCAACUCGGACAGCGGGCGCUCCUCGUCCAGCAAGAGCACCGGCUCUCUGAGCGGCCGGGGGCAGCCCCUCUCGGACAGCGGCUCCUGUGGCCGCUCCCCGGGCCCUGUGGAGGUGGAGGAGGGGCUGAUCCGCGAGCUGGAGGAGAAGCUGAGAGAGAGGGAGCUGGAGCUGCAGCAGCUGAGGGGUAACCUGGACGAGAACGAAGCCGCCAUCUGUCAGGUGUAUGAAGACAAGCAGAAGCGCUGUGAGUUGGAGCUGGAGGACCUGCGUCAGAGCUGCUCCUCGAAGCUGAAGCAGGCUUCCCAGAAGGCUCAGCGUGCCCAGCAGGUCCUGCAGCUGCAGGUCUUCCAGCUCCAGCAGGAGAAGAAGAAGCUGCAGGAUGACUUCUCCCAGCUCCUUCAGGAGAGGGAGCUCCUGGAGAAGAAGUGCGCUUCCAUGAAGCAGCAGCACACCGAGCUGGGGCCCCGGCUGGAGGAGACCAAGUGGGAGGUUUGCCAGAAGUCCGGAGAGAUCUCCCUUCUGAAGCAACAGCUAAAGGACCUGCAGACAGACUUGAGCCAGAAGGCCAGUGAGAUUGUUUCCUUGAAGGCACAGCUGCGCGAGUCCAGGGCCGAGCUGCAGGCCGCCCAGGCUCACCUCCAGGAGCUGCACUCAGCCACCCGCACACGCACCCUGGAGCUGGAGGUGUGUGAGAACGAACUGCAGCGCCGCAUCAGCGAGGCUGAGCUCCUGAGGGACAAGGUGGGCCGGUUGGAGGAGGAGGUUGUCCGUCUUCGGGAAGCGCUGAAAACCCCCAAUGGGCAGUGCCUAGGGAGGAGCUUCGGCCUGGCUCUGCCCACAGGCUCGGGCUACAGGGAGGAAGAGCAGUCCCUGGCAUGCGAGAGCGAUGAAGCCAAAGCCCAGCGUCAGAACGCAGACGCCCUGCAGGGCCUGAAACAGCAAGUGGAGAGGCUGAGGGCAGAGCUGAUGUAUGAGAGGCGGAAGAGCGAGGACCAGUCGGAGAACUUUGAGUACGAGAGGCGGAUCUGGCAGGAGGAGAAGGAGAAGGUUAUCCGCUACCAGAAGCAGCUGCAGCAGAACUACAUACAGAUGUACCGCAGGAACCGGGAGCUGGAGGGGGCCAUGAGGGAGCUGAGCCUGGAGCUGGAGACCCGAGAGCUGGAGGACCUCGAGGUGCACAGCGCGGAGAUCCGAUUCGAGGAAAUCACCGCCACGGAGAUUUAGCACUAGGGCUGAAAGCCACUGGUCCAUCUGAGGCCAGUCGAGCUUCAAAGAAUCAACAUUUCAAAGACUCACGCCAAGCCCAGAGCUAUGGCAACACAGCGGGCUGGGAGGAUGUCAGACACAGUUUUUUAUUUUUGCAGCAUUCGGUGUGGGAAUCUAUGCUGCAAAACCCCAGGGAGGACACUACAGUGUAUACUAUACAAAGCUUACUCAGGCUUGAGAAAAGUGACUCCUUCCCUGAGUACACACAACAGUGCCAUUCUGUGCUAUAGAGGGUUUAACAGUUAUCUGAAUAGGCUUCUGUUUCUCCUCUGCAAUGGGACGUAAAGCAGCAAACCUAUGCAUAACGGUAUUGAAUGACAUCAUGUGCUUUAUAUUCAAAAAGGAAAACCAAUGGGUCUGGAUUCGGGACUUAUGGCUAUUUCAGUGACCAGACUUGUUGUUUAGCACAAAGAAACCUUCGGCAAGACCAGAUUUGUGUUUGGACCCAACGGAUUGCACUAAAACCGAAUCACAUAUUAUGAAGAGGAGUUAGCAGAACUAUGCCUGUGGGGUAAAGCCUGGAGGUAUUAAGGAGUCAUGAUUUUAGCCUGCCAUUUCUGUAAGGUGAUUCAUAUGUCAUAUUUCAGGUUGAAUGUGACACUGCAGUACACCAAAUCUGCUGUUCUUUUUGUGCGCUAUUGUUUUUGGAUACAUUUGUUUUUGGACCUUGAUAAACUUUUAUUAAUAAAACAGACACAGCCAAAUCCUUCUGAUCAGUCCUCCCAGUUAACAUGCCAAGCACCAUUCGGAAGAAACUGGGUUGGAUUCAUGAUGAUGAUGAUGAUGAUGAUGAUGAUGAAGCUGCUCACAGUUGGAGACAAGUGUCUAUUGAAUAAAAGCUUCCCAGAAAGGGUGUGCAGUUUCCAUACCUAAAGGGAUCAAUUCUAAUUUUGAUUGUUGAAGUUGAACCCACUUUUCAGAUGUAUAUUUUUGUAUGAUGAACUGCAAAAGCCAAAAUACAUAUAUGUUUUUUUACCUAAAACACAUAAUAAACCCCAUUGUAAUUGCGCUCGCCACCAAACCAUGUAUGCUUAUAUUACAGUCGCAGACAAAAGUAUUGGCAAUCUAUGCUUAAAGUGUAUUUGUUUUUUUGAUGAAGGUUAUUUGCUACAUCACUAGAAAUUGUGUGUUUUGCUUUUCGUUAGUUUACUCAGUACUUGUCCGUAAUCUGUUACCUAGAAUUCUACUAUGCCGUUACUUUGGUCUGCGACUGUACAUGCUGUAUAUAGUUCUUGCAGUUUGCUGAGGUAGGCUGUGGAUGUAAUUCACUGCUAAGGAUGUAAUCGUGUGGCCAUUGUUUUACUCCAGCUCUUACAAGAAGGGCUCUUUCUGUCUCUAUUCCCUCAUUUGUCAAGAGUUUCUAUCUGCAGGAUGCGGCUCCCAUGGGCUAAGUAGAGACUGACUUCACAAGUUAACUGAAUUUAAACCCCAGUAGUAGAGUGCUCCCCUAUAUGCCAUUAAUCCCCUCCUAAAUUAAUUGUGUUUAAAAGGAAACUGUCAAGAUAUUAUUCCAGCAAAGCCUCUUAAGAACUUGCUGCCCUGAUGAAGCAACAUUUGUGGAUAAAACUAAUCGGGACUGUGCCUGCUUCCACACUUCCAGGACUGUGCUGCCUCCACACUUCCAGGACUGUGCUGCCUCCACACUUCCAGGACUGUGCUGCCUCCACACUUCCGGGACUGUGUCUGCUUCCACACUUCCAGGACUGUGCUGUCUCCAUGCUCCCUGUCCCAUCACGCAUGUUAGUGUAGAGCAGUUCAAUGGCACAAUCAAACUUAAACAUUGAAACUUCCUUUUUUAUACCCUUUUGAGAUGGAUUAAAUAAUUAUAUUUCAUGAACUUUUUUAGUUGUAGUUGUAGUGCUGUGUUAUAUAUAAAUGAUAUAUGACCCUAACCUUAACCCUUUCUAGUGAUCUUGUAAGAAAUCACACAAAGAUCAACUUUUUCGUUUGAAGCAGUAUGUUGACUGUGUCCGCAUUCAAGAGAAAUACACUGGUGGAAGAAUACCAACCUUUUUAGUCGUAAAAACCUCUCUUUCUCGUCGCCCAUAAGCAUGAACUACACGAGAACUUGACGAUCAUUUUAAUUUCUCAAUAGGCUCUCCUACAAAUUGAUCUGGAGGCCAUAGAGUGGGACAGUGUCUCAAAUGUCACCCGCUGAACCAAAAGCAAACAGAAUAAAACACAGAAGUGAUGAAGAAUCAGCUGUGCAGGGUCAUCUCGGGGGUGCUGCUGUGUGUAAAGCAGCAAGCUGAGGGCUGUAGCCAGCGUAUAGGGGAACCCAAGCAGGAUCAUUAACACCAGCGUGAUGUCGAGUCCUUCAGAGCAGGAUCAUUAACACCAGCGUGAUGUCGAGUCCUUCAGAGCAGGAUCAUUAACACCAGCGUGAUGUCGAGUCCUUCAGAAUAUCUCGUAUAACAACAUGAUUUCCAGGCUUCCAGAUUCCUGUACGUUAUAUCCACAUGCUGUACAGGUAUUGCAAAGAAGUCCAUAAUGUAAAUAUCUGUAACAUUGUAGACUUUAAUGUAGACGCACUAUAUAUACAUAUAUAUCGAUCUAUUUUAAAAGUAGCGACUGAAUAGAUCAAAGCAAAAUAACUGGUUUUCAUUCUUGUAUGUGUGUGUUUGUGUGUAUUGGUUUCCAUACUUGUUUUUUUGUUUAUCCACAGUGUAUGUAGCCAUUCUGUAUAUUUUUCAUGUUGUAAAUCUUCUGUACAAAACAAUACUGUGUUUCUAAUAAAACCCAGUUGAAAAGUA